AUGGGGAGUGCCUCCACACUGCACUCCAUCACAGUGGGGGACUUUUUUUUCCUAGGGUCCUUUGAACUCAGUCCCUGCGCUCCAACGCCACUUUUUACACCCAAGGGAGAGCAGGGCGUCUCGGACUGCAUUUUCCCAAGAGCAGGGUGGGGGUUGGGGCGAGGCUUCCCCAACCGCUGCAGCACGGAGAACGGAGGGUCCCGCUGGGGGCAGCGCGGAGGCGCGCGGAGCCGGGGCGCGGGCGGGGCAGGAGGCUGCAGAGUCCUGCGCGCCGCCGCGCUAGCUGCUGGGUCACAGCCCUGGCCGCGCCGCCUGCUCGGCGAGGAAGUGACGACUGCGCCGUCCCGAGAGCAACAAAGUUUGAGUCUGCGGGUCGCGCUCGCCUGCGUCCCGCGCCCCCUCGGAGCUACCCAGGGAUCCAGCGUGCAGUCCAGAACCUACACCACAUGCUAUGGGCCUGCGACCUGUGGACACCACGUCCUGUGGACACUGGAGUCGUUCACUUCCAUGGAAACUUGUAGGUUACUUUAUAAGAGAUUGAAUGCCUACCAGCUACCAAGCUUAACCACGAGGCCUCAUAACGAAGUGGACUUCAUGUUGUGAGCUCUAAGACCCAGAAGACCACAUGUCAGUAAUAAUAAUAUCAUACACCAAUGAACUUAAGGAGCCACUGAUUCU
Messenger RNA from Rattus rattus (black rat), 678 nucleotides. RefSeq lists its product as uncharacterized. Lineage: Eukaryota; Metazoa; Chordata; Mammalia; Rodentia; Muridae. The transcript is spliced from 3 exons. The coding region runs from base 1 to 603 and encodes 200 amino acids. The record is from RefSeq and is a predicted model, not a curated record.